UCUGUCUGCGGUGCCCGUGCCGUGCUCGGCGGCGAAUUCCACGGCGGGUGCGAUAAUUGCUCGCUUGGCCGGCGGUGUCGGUUUCGCGUGCAAAUUGUGCGGCGGGUUGCCGCCACUGCUGUUUCUUUCGUCGCCGUUGUGCGCUGUGCGGUCGCCAUGCCUUGAACGCGAUGUCCGCGCGGCUGUCUGCAUGCGGCGUUUUGACACCCCCGCCUGGUGCUUUUCCGCUACGGCGUGGUCUCCACGAGUGAGCGAAGCGGAGGAAUCACUUGGUUUUGCGUGUCUGCACUGAACGAGUCGUUGUCUUCGGCGAUUCCCCGUGGAUGUGCGCGGACUACGUGAACCGGCUCCUGCCGCGACGCGGGUCUGGCGCGGCGACCGCCACCACCACCACCGCGGCCCGUGCUGUCCCCGUGGUCUCUCGUCAAGUGACCGCCAACUGACGUCACGUGUGACGUCACGUGGCAUGACGUUCCCCUCCAUGCUCCUGGGUGAGACAGCAACGAAACGAAAUCAGGGCAUUGGCGGCGACGGGUGUCCGGGAACUACGUCAUCGGGUUACGUGACAACGCCUAGUGGCAGUCCUAGUGGUUUGAUCUCAUCAUGGAGGCCGAAUUAAAGCCGUCUGUGGUGGAUUUCGAUUUCAAGCAGAGGUCCCGCAGCAUGUUUUCACCGCCGCCUGAGCAGCGGUGAGGUGAAGUGCUCUUCAAGCGCAGUGGGCCGGUGACCGAGGUUGGUGUGCGCGGCUGGAUGUGCCUAUAGGAGGAGCGGCCGGGCGGCACGCCCCUGGCCAUGCUGGCGGCUCAGUGCAACAAACUGGCCAGUAAGAGCCCUCCGCCGCUGGCGGACGCGGCCGUGGGCAAGGGCUUCCACCCCUGGAAGAAGGCCGCACCGCAGGGCAACAGCUCCUCAACGCCCCCGCCGCAACAGCAAACCUCGUCGUCGUCCGGACUCGGACAGCAGCACCCGAGGCUGGCUCACUCGGGCUCCUCUCCUUACCAGCACAACCACCAGAGGACGCCAGGCUCAGCGGUCUCGAGUGGCUCUGUGACGACGGUGACCACGACGCCCUGCAGCUACCCAUCCGAGUCGCUGUUCUACCCGGGCGUCUCUGCGGCCGCCACGACAGGAGUGCCCUCAGCCGGCGCGGCUAGCGACUCCCUCCUGGCCAAGGUGGAGCCCCUGGGCCGCAUGUAUUCCCACGCUUACUGCGACAACUGGCCGUACGCGGCGGCGGCGCACAUCAAGCCCGAGACGGCGAACGCGUUCAACUCGUCUCCCUGGUGGGAGGUGGGCGCCGGCGGCUCGUGGCUGGAUGCCACCGGCCACUCGCAGCUGCCCAACGCGUACGCGGCCGCGGCCGCCGCCAGCUCCGACUACGGUCUCGGCUCGGGUCUGGCCGGCAGCCCGCUGCUGGGCUCCUCCCCGCUGCUGCAGGACACGUACAAGUCGAUGCUUCCUGGCCAGGGUGCCCCCGGCGUCGCGUCGCCGUUCUCGCUGGCGCAGCCGGCGCUGCCGCAGGUCGCCGCCUCCUCUCCGCGGUCACAGCGGAGGUACACGGGCCGGGCGACCUGCGACUGCCCCAACUGCCAAGAGGCCGAGCGGCUCGGACCCGCCGGGGCCCACCUGCGCAAGAAGAACAUCCACUCGUGCCACAUCCCGGGCUGCGGCAAGGUGUACGGCAAGACGUCGCACCUCAAGGCGCACCUGCGCUGGCACACAGGCGAGCGACCUUUCGUCUGCAACUGGCUCUUCUGCGGCAAGCGGUUCACGCGGUCCGACGAGCUGCAGCGCCACCUGCGCACGCACACGGGCGAGAAGCGCUUCGCCUGCCCCGUCUGCAACAAGCGCUUCAUGCGCUCCGACCACCUCAGCAAGCACGUCAAGACGCACAACGGCGGCGGAUCGUCGGGCGACAAGAAGGGCUCCUCCUCGGGAUCCUGCUCGGACUCGGACAACUCGCAGAGCGAGGCCCCCCAUCCGAUGGGGGGAGGAGGAGGGGGCCUGCCGCCCUCACAGCUGGGCUCGGCGGGCUUGUCCCAGGGACUCGCCCUGGGCCCGCCGCCUCCGCCGCACGUGCCCCUCGGCGUGCUGGGCGCGCACGUCGCCCAGCACCCGGCCGACGCGCACCGACACAAGUAGGAGGGCUCGGGACUCGCCGCUCGUGCCGCGAGACGGCGCUGCUGCUGUUUCACUCGUGGUGCCUGUUACGUAGCGAAUGCCCGCUAUACUGCGCAGUCGAGGACGCCAGCCUGCCAUCAGUGCGACAAAUGCGUCGUCAGCCCUCGGCUGACUGCCUGCUCUGUAUAAAAGGUUUAUUUAAUGAAGAUGCGAGGAGUCAACUCCACGAGAACUCCAGUGGAUUAAGCUAGUAUAUACCGUGUCAAGGAGCAGGAGUAGUUGAUACGAAGGAAGACCUGUCUAUUUUAAAUUGAGGUGUCUACACGUCAGUCCAUUAGGGUACCGCAUGGAGUAAGAAAUGCCACAGAAGAUGAUUCGAGGACGGAUCGACUAGUGGCGCUAGCGUUCCUGGAAAUGUUCCUAAAUAUUCGCUGAGAACCCUGCGCAGCGAACUCGUCAGCUGUCGUUUACCCGACGUUGAAAGCGGUGCACUGGCGCUAGAGUGAAACAGCAGAACGCGCUCGUCUUCGGCGCGGCGUGGUGCGUCGCGCCCUCGUCACCGAUACGCUAUACAGCUGGUGUAGUGAGUGACCGGUCGGCGGCAAUGGCGGUGACAGCGCGUCCUGGUGCGCCCUGGGGUGCGUCGGCGCUUGUACGAAGGGCCUGUCGGUGGCUGCAGUACUCCGGAGAACCAUCCGUGCCGUGCUCUGGAGAGGGAGGGCGAAGGGCCGACGGACCUGUGCGACGGUGCAGCGGGCGCCCUAUAGAACGCCCCGCGGAUGUUGUGUGCGCUGUGUGCGGGCAGCUUUCUUCCCGGUUCGCGUCUUCUGCGCGCUGGUGGCUUGUUGAACUCUGCGCGCUGGCCGUCAGUGGAGAAGGAGGAGCUCUCGAAACUGUAAGACUUGGGGAGGGGCCAUCGAUCACGUGGGUUGUUUGCAGCGUUAAUACCGGCCUUGCUAUAGGGAAAGUGUUGAGAGAAGUGAUUACACCUCCGAUUACCACUGAUUGGCAUUUAAUUUUCCUACGUUUUCGGGAGGAAGACAUCGUAGAUGAAUUGCGCCUGGAUAGUUUAUAAAAUUCUGCCAGGACCAACCAAUUAUUUAAUGGAAGCUUUAAAACUUGCCCUAGUUGGCCUAGUGGUGGCUAUAUUAGGCCGCAUUAGCUUUCUUAGUGCGAUUAAUAUUCACUUGCUUGGUUUUACAUUUAGCGAGUCGCUUCGCUAUCCGUAGAUUUUAAUAUGAACCUACAAUAUUGAACCCUAGAAUAUGAAUAUGAAUAUGAACCUAGAAUAUGAACCCCUUCCCUCUUCCCCAGUGCAGAGUAGCAGACUAGAGCGCACUAGCUCAGGUCGACCUCUCUGUCUUUCCAAUCAAUAAAUUCUAUUCAUUCAUACUAUUAGAAUAUUGUCUCGCUCGCUAAAUGGAAGUGUGGUCCUUGAAACGAAUCUCUGUAAUUUAAUUUUAAAGAACUGCUUGAAUGGAACAUGCGUCGUAAUUCGAAAGCUGUACGCGAUAUCAGGUGUUAACACUUACGCCAUGUACGACGAAUAAUGUUCUCGGGGGACUCUUUAGAGAAGCCCAUUAGGCGAUUAGCGGUGGCUUGCAUUUGAACUCUGGAUAGAACGGUUUUUCACGAUUGGCUUGCGAUCGCGUUUCGGGAGUGACCGGCCUCGCGACGCGCUCCACGUCACCACGCGGGUGACGCCUCCAUCACCGAGCCGCGAAUGAAAACAAAGAGCCGUAUAGCAGAUGAGAGAAAGCAUCGUUUGCCAUACGUCGCCUUCCUGUCAAGCCGACUCCGUGUGUGCCUCGUGACUUUCGAACUGCCGGCAGCACUGUGCAUCAACGUGAUGGAAACUGCUUCGUGGUGUGUGUUUGUGUGUGUGUCUGCGCGCGAAAUAGAUGUAUUUCUUUCGUUUUUUUUUUUGUUCGGCGAUGACGCGACAGCGUUCGUCUCUUUAUUAAUGUGUGCGCGCGAAAAUCGCUCAGCUAGAAGGUCUUAAAACGCGCGAAUUUUGCGCGCGGUGACCUAAGUUUUCUUGUGCUAUUAGAAAAAAAAAAAUAUUGUCGUCGAGCUUUAUAUCGUACUACAGUGCGAGUCUUUCUUCGAUGAAGAGACUAUGAGACUUUAAAAGAGUUCUGCCACGGGUUUUCAGUGAUCUAGGACAUUGUACAUAGUGACUCAACAAAGGAAAGAACUCUGUGCAAUUGUAAAUUUUUCGCCCACUUUUUUUAAAAGUUGUCUCUCAAUGUGUUCGCAUGUGUGUCUACGUGUGCAUCAUGAACGCUAGUAAAGAAAAAAAAAUAAGUCUCGGAGAUUCGAACUAUGGUGAACGUUCUCUCUACUGAGAUUGAGCGUAAUUUCUGAAGUGCUCUCAUAGAGGUAUCCUUAGCAGAGAUGCCAACAGAACGCCAGUACAUGUGGCAUGGCGCUGACGUCAUUGUUUACGUGGUACUUUGGUACUGCAUGCUGUUGCGGCGGAAGGCAGGGCUGAACAGAAGCCGCGAAUUUAAGGUAAUGCAACUGAAUAGGUAUUUUUGUCGCAGGAUUGAGCGAAGUGUCAUGGAGCGCGGAAAGAAAAAGUUCAUUUUCAUCUUUUUGUGUGUGCGUGUGUACUGUCCCACGGACUAUUCAAAUUGAGUACAUCCAUAUUGUUUUCGGCUGGGACGAACUUAUGUAGUUGUAUUGGAAGAUCUAUGUAAUUAUUGCAGUUAGCGAUGGAAUGUGACACUCAAAUCUGCUGUCCCAGGUGUUAUCAUUAGAAAAAAAAAAAAGAGGCGAGCGUGCCGAAAAGCGGUUAUAUCUGUUCACUAAUCCAACUGGGCAUCAGCCAACAGUUCAUUUUCAACAUGGUGCACAACCGCCUAAAGUAAGACUGCAGGUCAUCUAACCUUAGGAAAUGACCUCAAAAUUCUCGUGGCCUAUAGCGCCAAAGACUGCAAAGUUACGUUUGCAGCCAUUGUGGUAUCGCCGAUACACGCCUAACAGGGCACUUUCAGAUUGGGAGUGUGUGGAGCGUCUUCACGGCUCACAGGGUCUGUGAAAGUUUGUGCUACAUCUUCGGUGAAACUGACAUUUGCGCAACAGCGCUUGCGGUGUGCCUCAUUUUGCAGAGGACGCUAUUUAUGAACGUAUUCUCGUAAGUGUUGGCACGGAAUAUUUUUUGAACGCGUACCGAGCGUCCCGAAAUCCAGAUUUGAAGAAAAGGUGUCUCGCACGUGAAGAAAGAAAGGAAGAGCGGAUCCGUGAAUUUACAUGUGUGAAAGUUCUCGUAAGAAAACGUAAAUAAAUAAGCAGAUUUGAAAACUUCAGCCCUGAACUGCUUCCGUUGUACGACAACUUUGCAUCGCCAUGGACUUGCAAAAUGGCCGGGCCAGGUUAGUCACUUGUGCAAGCGCUGGCUUGACCUCGGAAAGUGGUGCCAUCCCGACAUUGCCGCGGAGAGUGUAACAAAUGUGUAACUUCCUUGACCGUGCGUGUCGUUGUCGUGACUCCGUAUACCGAUUGGAGUAAGAGCAUAAAAAUCUUCGCAUGCGCUCAGCUCUGACGAUCGUUUAGACGGUUUUGUUUUCUACUUGCUUUCAGUACUUUUUUUUUUUGAACUGUAAUUCCUGACGGUGACAAUUCCAGUGCUAUUGACAAACGAAUAAAAAGAAAGGCAAAUGCUGACGAGCAUGUUCCU
Dermacentor albipictus is the source of this 5803-nucleotide messenger RNA. RefSeq names its product transcription factor Sp9-like. Gene Ontology annotation, molecular function: DNA-binding transcription factor activity, RNA polymerase II-specific; RNA polymerase II cis-regulatory region sequence-specific DNA binding. Gene Ontology annotation, biological process: regulation of transcription by RNA polymerase II. Lineage: Eukaryota; Metazoa; Arthropoda; Arachnida; Ixodida; Ixodidae. The record is from RefSeq and is a predicted model, not a curated record.